UAGGCUGCUGCCAAGUAGCUUGUCUCACCUACUGUAUCAGCAGUGCAGGGAUCAUUUAGGACGGCUGGCCAUUGUGGAAUAUCCCUCCAACAACCAAGGAUCUUCAGCGUUCGUGUCCAAGUCCAUGUUGAUAGUCGGGAUAAACCAGAAGAAGGUUAAACGGCUCAGGGGAUGUGCGGCGGCACAGCGAAGACCCCAAACCGGCCAGGGGGCUGGCAGAAUUCAGCCAGAUGUGUGAGUGAUGCUGUUUCUGGAGCUGGGAGGACUUACAAGACCCUGUUAUGCACAAAGAUUCGAAAAUGUGCCAGGGUAGGAAGGGGCACAGAUCACAUGGAACUGGACAACAGUUGGUCAUGUUCAGAGUUUGACCUGAAUGAGAUUCGCCUGAUAGUUUACCAGGACUGUGAAAGGAGGGGCAGACAAGUCCUGUUUGAUUCUAAAGCUGUUCACAAGAUUGAAGAGGUGGCAGCUCAGGAAACGGAGGAUGUCCCUAUUAAGACGCCAGCCAAGUGCUGUAACGGCAGCAGCAGCGGGAGCAGCUUCUCUUCCCACAAUUCUGGAGGGUCUUCACAACAUGCAAAGGAGCAGCUUCCAAAGUACCAGUACACAAGACCAGCUUCUGAUGUCAACAUGCUGGGGGAAAUGAUGUUCGGCUCCGUCGCCAUGAGUUACCAAGGCUCCACCUUAAAGAUACACUACAUACGUUCUCCUCCACAACUGAUGAUUAGUAAAGUCUUCUCUGCCAGAAUGGGCAGCUUCUGUGGGAGUACAAACAACUUGCAGGACAGCUUUGAAUACAUCAACCAGGAUCCUAAUUUGGGAAAACUGAACACAAAUCAGAAUAAUUUGGGUCCUUGUUGUACCGGAAGUAACCUAGGCCUGCUGCAAGCAUGCAGCAGCAGACUGCUGCCGGGGGUGGCUGACGGAGGACCUCUCCGGCUCACCCGGAGUGCUUCUUUCUUCGCAGCGCAUAGUACUCCAGUUGACAUGCCAAGCAGAGGACAGAAUGAAGAUAGGGACAGUGGCAUUGCUCGAUCAGCCUCACUAAGCAGCCUUUUGAUUACACCUUUCCCAUCGCCAAGCUCCUCUACAUCCUCUUCCAGCAGUUACCAGCGCCGCUGGCUUCGAAGCCAGACAACAAGUUUGGAAAAUGGCAUCAUUCCGAGGAGGUCAACUGAUGAGACAUUCAGUUUAGUUGAAGAACCCUGUAGUUCUAAUCCAGCCAUAGUUCGGAGGAAGAAAAUCGCCAUAAGCAUCAUCUUUUCCCUGUGUGAGCUAGAAGAAGCGCAAAGGAAUUUCCAGGACUUCUUCUUUUCUCAUUUCCCCCUGUUUGAAUCUCACUUGAACAGGCUGAAGAGUGCAAUUGAAAAGGCUAUGAUCUCCUGUAGGAAGAUAGCAGAGUCUAGUCUCCGUGUGCAGUUUUAUGUCAGCCGUCUGAUGGAAGCUCUGGGAGAAUUCAGAGGGACUAUUUGGAACUUAUAUUCUGUUCCCAGGAUAGCUGAACCCGUAUGGCUUACUAUGAUGUCCAGUACUUUGGAAAAAACCCAGCUCUGCCAGCGCUUUCUCAAGGAGUUUACAUUUCUGAUAGAACAGAUCAACAAAAACCAGUUUUUUGCUGCCUUACUGACUGCAGUGUUAACCUACCACCUGGCCUGGGUACCGACCGUCAUGCCUGUUGAUCACCCUCCCAUUAAAGCCUUCUCAGAGAAACGCACCUCUCAGUCAGUGAAUACGCUGGCCAAAACACAUCCAUAUAAUCCUCUCUGGGCACAGCUGGGCGAUCUUUAUGGAGCCAUUGGCUCUCCAGUGCGUCUGACUCGCACCGUGGUGGUGGGGAAGCAGAAGGAUUUGGUCCAGCGCAUCCUUUAUGUUCUGACCUACUUUCUCCGUUGCUCUGAGCUGCAAGAGAACCAGCUGACCUGGAGUGGGAAUCACGGUGAAGGUGAACAAGUGUUAAAUGGGAGCAACAUCACGACAGCCUUGGAGAGGGGAGAGGUGGAGGAGUCUGAGUAUGUGGUAGUCACCGUGAGAAGUGAGCCUGCCCUCCUUCCCCCUGUCCUGCCACCAGCUCUGGCUGAGGGAUGGAGCCCUGGGCCCGACAGGCCAGCUGCGGCCCCGGAGGGCACUGACAUUAGAGACCUGUGGUCCAGACCUAACAAAGAAGGGAACCAGAGGCCAGAUCAGAAUUCUGAGGCCUGCAGCAUGAGGGUCCAGGAGCCAGCGACAGACAGCUCCUGGGAACCUCAGGGUGCUCUUUGCAGGGAUGAAAAAAGUAAAAAUGAGGCCCCACAAGGCAGCUCUUCAAGACUCUCCAGCUGUGAAGGUUUGGGGGCAGGACUGAAGGUCAGCCAGCAGACUGUCGGUGAGGAGUUGACAGGGGCGAUGCCUAAGAAGGCCCUGGAGCGGUCCGCAGCGUGGCCCUGCCCUGACAGACAUCCCCGGGAGAGGCCUCCCUUACAAAAGGUCACUUUCCAAAUUGGAAGCUCCGUAUCUCCAGAGUCUGACUUUGAGAGCCGCACCAACACAAUGGAGGAGCGGCUCACAGCCUGUAGACAGUAUCCAGAGCCAGCAAGUUGCCCCUUGGCCACCAGCAGGGAGGCCGCUGCCCCGGCCCCGGCUCGGGACCAGCGGGUUUCCGGGCGCCCCCUCCCACAUGGCCCCCGCAGGAAUGUCCGCGGUCCUCAGAGUCAGUCUCCUGACGGGGGUGCGGGUGCAUUUGGGAAGGGUUUCCCUGGGGACAGAGGCAGCAGGACCGAGGCUGCAGCGGGUGCUGCCGGGCAGCUCCGCCGGUGUGCGGAGCCGCGUGCGCCUCGCGGUGGGGUGGCGGGACCGGGGGUGAGCGGGCCGGAGGGGGCGGCAGAUCUGCGUCUGAAGGCGGCGGAAGGCGCUCCCACAGAGCCGGUGCCCGGCGGCCGGGCACAGCAGGAUUCUGGCCUCUCUGCGGCCGCGGCUGCCUCCGGGGAAGCCACCGCCGGUAAGGCCGACUUCAGGGCUGCAGGAGACCUUCCCAGAAACGAAAGCUCGGACAGCGCCCUUGGAGACAGUGACGACGAAGCAUGUGCUUCUGCCCCGCCGAACCUCGGGCCCAGCGGUGACGGCACAGAAGGAGCCUUGGAGGUGGAGCUCCCUCUGCCCAGGUCUCAGAGCAUCAGCAACCUGAAUGUAAGAAACUUUGGCCGCUCACUUCUGGCAGGUUACUGCCCCACAUACAUGCCUGAUCUGGUGCUUCAUGGGACCAGCAAUGAUGAGAAGCUGAAGCAGUGCCUGGUGGCUGAUCUGGUCCACACGGUUCAUCACCCAGUGCUUGAUGAGCCAAUAGCUGAAGCCGUCUGUAUCAUCGCAGACACAGAUAAGUGGACUGUCCAGGUAGCCACAAGUCAGAGGAAAAUGGUGGACAACAUGAAACUGGGCCAGGAUGUCUUGGUGUCUAGUCAGGUGUCCAGUUUACUUCAAUCCUUGUUACAGCUUUACAAGCUUCACCUCCCUGCUGAUUUUUGCAUCAUGCAUCUUGAAGAUCGACUACAGGAGAUGUACCUUAAAAGUAAGAUGCUGUCUGAAUAUCUUCGUGGACACACACGAGUUCAUGUGAAAGAAUUAGGUGUCGUGAUGGGGAUCGAAUCGAACGACUUGCCUCUGCUGACCGCUGUUGCCAGUACUCAUUCUCCGUAUGUCGCUCAAAUACUCUUGUAAGCCAACACUCAGGACGGUUCUUCCUCGGAAGAAAAAAAAUCGGAUUCUCAACUGAAGGAGAAAGGACUGUGCUCUGUGGGACGUCAGAAGCAUAAGAACAGCAAACAAACAAGAAGCAGGCAUUCCACCUCUCUGGUUUGUUUUUUUGCUCUCAAGUGGAUGCUUCGUUGGAAGGCUUAGGUUUGCUUGACAUAAUGGCACUUGUGUUUUUCAUGAACACUUCAGGCCUUUUGUUACCCAUGAAUCAACAGAGAGAGUGACCUUUUUGAUAGGAGGAAGCAUAAGCACUACACUGAACACUAAGCUGUUGGCACAGAUGCCCCGUGUGCUCAGCAGCAUAUGGACAAGGGACUCUGCAGCCGGGAAGAAACGGUGUACAGACCAUUCCAGGAAGAAAAUGUUUCAGAGUUGAAGCAUGAGCUCUCCAAACUGCAGAAAACCUGUUUUGCUAUUCCAGGAAGACUGUCAGAACAAGGACUGUGGAUUUCCAGGUCAGAGUUUGCUUUUUACAAGAAGUGAAAUAAAUAGUCACAUUGUGCCAUCUUCAGCUCCGGUGGCUGUAGGAGCUCCUUCUGACAUAGGAGAGAGGAUUGCCUGUUGGGGAGAGAGUACUUUAGGGACCCAGUGUUUUCACAUCUUCUCAGAGUUUACCUUGUUUCAGAUGCAGCCGCAGGUAGGUUAGAGAUGGAUCGUUGGUGCAAUAAACCCAAGAAUCAAUGUAGCAUCUUAUCUCACAAAGAUGUAGUUUGUAGUAGCAAAGUGCACCAUCUGAGAACCGUAUGUUUUAUCCUUGUACUUCAGAGCUUUCAGCAGCAGCCUCUGUAAGAGAGGCCAUUUACCAAAGUUUUUUCUAUAAGCUCAAGAGUGUUUUUGUUGCUGAAUUCUUCCAGCCGAAGCCACUUUCUUCCUAUAAAAAGUCAAUACAAAUGACUAUUUAUACUUUAAAAGGCACAGCUGUCCUGGCGGGAAAUGAAACCUGCAACAGUUCAGGAUGACCAGUGAAAGUAAUUAGUUUGAACAUAUACAAACAAUCCAUAUAUGAUCUAAAUUUUUACAUUAUCAUCUCUGUGCCUUCUGAUCCUUAUGACCUUUUCAGAACACCUUUCCAUAAAUGAAUUUACAUAUCAUAAAACCUUCCAAAAUGAGGAAUUGUUUAUCUGCAUAGUUCACUUUGAAAAAAAACUUGAUUUUCUAUUAAUAUAAAAGAAACUUUGCUUAGUUUAGAAACCAUGAACUAUAACCAUGUCAGAUUAUGUACUGGCAUCCAGGGAAAAGGAAAAGAUUUUUUAAAAAUUGAUAGUUAAAGGACAGGAGCUAAUCUAGUAAAGCAAAACACUGCUAGCACCUUUCAGAUCUUGAGUACAGCUAGUGAUAACUAGGUUCUGAUUUCCUUUCACUGUUAUGAAUUAAUUCCAGUCCUUUCCAUGUAUCCUUUGUACCUAAGAAUAUGAAGUAGCUUCUGUUUCAGGGAUUGGGAUGACUAUAAGAUUUUUGUAUUUGAUAAAAUCCUGAUUUUAAACACCAAAUUAUGUUAGUCAGUAUUUUAAAAAUGCAAGGUCAUUAUUUGAAAGAGUAUAGCUGCAGUACCAAUGGAGAAAAACUGGUGUAUUAUUUCUUAGGAAUAGAUCAGAACUGCUACCCUUCCCCCCUCUCUCUCUCUCUCUAUGAUGUGAAAUGCAGAUGGGUAUGUUAGGACUCUUAAGAUCUGUAAUUUUUAUUUUAUGUCUUUCAUAAAAUUGAAGUUUUCUAUUCUUAUAUUUUUCUAUUUUGCCUAACAUCUGAGUUGGCUGUUUAAAUUCUCUAGUUCCAUGAUGUCAUUGCUGGUUGUCCUCACACACAGAGAAUAAACCUCACCUACGGCUCUGCUCAUUCAUUUGUUUUCCACUACAUGUGAAUAAAUUGUAAUAGCUGAUGCUACAUUGUUUCCAUCUGUACUGGUUUAGAGCAUUCCCCUCACCUCUAGUUCCCUUUUCCUUGUUUACCAGUUUGGGGCACUUUCCCUAGCUUUCCUUACUCCCCACCGUAAAGUACCUAGAUACAAAAAUCUCCAUUCUAAUGUGUACACACUGUUGAAAAUUAGACCUGUAGAGGGGGAAAUCGAGCUUUAAAUGACUGAUUCUAAACUCCAUAUGUAAAAGAUUUAGCCUAGCUCCCCAAAGCCUGAGAAACAUAAUUUGCCUCUUGGUCUACUAUUUCAAAACUCUCUCUUGGAAAAUGUCUGUUGGAAAAUCAGGUGGGUCAUGUGUGGGGGUUGUCUCAGUGACACUCAGGAUUCCAAUCUGAACCUAACCCUCACAUCUACUGCCUAUGAAAACAGACCAAGAAUGUUGCUGCCCUUUCAUAAUCCUCCUUUAAAUAACAUUCAAGUUUUAUCUGAAAUUCAGCUCUUCCCAAAAGUGGAGAAGAAAAAAAAUCUCAUGGAAUUGUGUUGCGAUACACCCACUCACACACCAUACACACCUAGUGGCUUCAUUCUGUCUUAGCCCAAGAGGCAGGAAAGGGUCCAGCCCUCACCUGGGCCCACCUCAAAAUAUAUAUAUAUAUAUAUAUAUAUAUAUAUAUAUAUACUAAAUUUUCAAAAAAUAGAGAAAACUACCUCAGUUGACAGGAUUCCACCUUUAGGGUUUCUUCAACUUUGAAGUCUUAACCUGUUGAGUGUCGCUUUGUAGCAUCUUGCUUUUCUAAGCAAGCUAGUGAGGCAUGUCAGAGCGGAGGUGUGUAGUACUACUGUGAUGGACCUCUUUCUAGCAUGUUGCAGUUUUAUUUUCAACAGCUUGAUGAGUGAUUGAAUGUAAAGGUAAUUGUGUACAUUUAAACAUGACAAUAAAAAUUUUAAAUGUAGCUUCCAUAACUGUGCAUAAUUCCAAAGUAUUUUAUUUUUAUCAGUGUUAAAUAGCUUUUUGUACAAGCUUCAAUCCAUUUUUCUGAAGUGUGCUGUUUUUUAAUGAAAGUAACUAUAAUCUUUUCACAUCCCAUGGAACUGCUGUUUACACAUCACAACUUUUUAAACUUACCAUGUUUUUCGAAAUUAACUUUUUUGGAGGGAGGAAAAUUCCCGCUUGCUAAAUGAUACUAAACUGUUCAUGAGGUUCUUAUAAUUAGGUCCUAAGAUUUUAUAAAAAUCUUGUCUGUAGCUUUUUAGGUUCUUCACUAGAGUUGCUUAUACAUAAAAAUAAAGAAUAUAAAGUGAUCCCAAAAUUCUUUUAAAUGUUUGGAUUUUUCCACUGAUAUGUACUUCUGAAAAUAUUUUGUUCCUGCAUACUUUCACCAUUAAAUUGAAAAAGUCUUUAACUUCUCAUGAUAAAUGUGAACAUUUGUUUUUUAUUGUGCUUGGGGUAGGGGAUAUUUUAAUAUAUUUGCCUAAAUCAGACAGCGCCCUUUGAAUGUUAAUUUUUAAAUAUCAAAAUUUGGCGAACCAUGUAUCUUGGAAGCAAGAUUACAAUAUGCUUAAAUAUAAGUGGUGUUUAAAAAAGGAGAAAAUUCUGGGAUUUGUUAAUUGAAGCUCCUCCAUUAAGACCAAUUGAUAGGACUCUAUAUUUUUUGAUCAGUUAAAUAGAUAUCAAUGUCAAUGUAUGGAAAAUUUUUCUUAAAACUUGUUCAUGUAUUAUUUUGAUCCAUUUUCCUGUGGCAUUUGGUGCAAUAAACCUUUUGAAUUCAUCUUGAA
Messenger RNA from Manis javanica (Malayan pangolin), 7354 nucleotides. It is a transcript of the gene FNIP2, whose product is annotated as folliculin interacting protein 2. Lineage: Eukaryota; Metazoa; Chordata; Mammalia; Pholidota; Manidae. The record is from RefSeq and is a predicted model, not a curated record. Gene Ontology annotation, molecular function: protein-folding chaperone binding; ATPase inhibitor activity. Gene Ontology annotation, cellular component: cytoplasm.